AAUGGGACAUGGGUGGGCGAUUUCAUCGGAAAUAAAAAUUUAUUUUUAGUAUUGUGGUUCGUAGUGUGGUUCAAAGAAACGUUUUUUUCAUUUUAUAAAUUUCAAUUCCAAUAGUUUUAAGGAAUAUCAGUGUUACAUCAAUAUUAAUAAGAUGUCUCGGUACCGAGAAUGGGACCUUUCAUGUAAAGUGUAUGUUGGCAAUUUGGGAACCAAUGCUUCAAAAUAUGAGAUAGAAAAAGUUUUUGCCAAAUACGGUAACAUCAGAAAUGUAUGGGUUGCUAGGAAUCCCCCUGGUUUUGCGUUUGUUGAGUUCGAAGAUCCUCGUGAUGCUGAAGACUCAGUCAGAGGCUUAGAUGGAACAAGAUGCUGUGGGACAAGAAUUAGAGUUGAAAUGUCCAGUGGUAGAACAAGGAGAGAUCGCAGGUCCAUUUUAUCAACCAACCACCAACACACCAACGAUCUCACCACAUCUCUUCACCACAACAACAACAACGGCUAUACAACUCUGAAAUCCGCAAUCGCCGCUCGCCACACCAUGUUGAACAUCGGCAAACAGCUCUCCAAACUGCAACGUGCAGCCGAAGCCUUCGCGAACUGCGCCCUCAGAUUCCUCACAGCUGUCACCUAGAUCCUACCUUCCCACUUUCCUGGACCAAAUAAAUUUGAAGUAUAACAACAGUAGGAACAUGCAAAUCUGCAAAGUGAAAUCCUGAUCCGAAUCUUCAGUCUGCACUCACACAUCGAGGCACCAACUAGAGUCACAGGCUCUGGUCGGUGUCACAACUCAGCUUAUAUCAUCAAUUUGAAGAUAGAAACAACUGAAUUUCAAACUCCCUUCGGCCUCACAGCAGCCCUCAACGACGACCAUCAGGCUCACCAAGUCUCGGACAAGAAGCCGCAGUCCUCGUCGCCGAUCCUAUUCUCGUGGGCGUUCGAUUUCACUUCGGCGCUCGCCUUCAGUUCGCCGCCGCUCGCCGUCGGUUCGGCGAACGAGAUCCCGUGACAGACGCAGCCGUUCAGAUAGCAAGAGCAG
Molecule: messenger RNA, 1033 nt
Organism: Leptidea sinapis
Lineage: Eukaryota; Metazoa; Arthropoda; Insecta; Lepidoptera; Pieridae
Gene: Rbp1
Product: RNA-binding protein 1
Exons: 5
Coding region: 152-628 (158 amino acids)
Biological process (GO): mRNA splicing, via spliceosome
Cellular component (GO): nuclear speck
Molecular function (GO): RNA binding
Source: RefSeq, a predicted model, not a curated record